This is a messenger RNA of Lodderomyces jiufengensis, 1686 nucleotides long. RefSeq names its product Pea2p (gene PEA2). The coding region runs from base 1 to 1686 and encodes 561 amino acids. NCBI's taxonomy places the organism in Eukaryota, Fungi, Ascomycota, Pichiomycetes, Serinales, Debaryomycetaceae. The record is from RefSeq and is a predicted model, not a curated record. The transcript has a single exon.
AUGAUUGAUAAUGAAUUAUUUUUGAAAAAUUCCCCUUUUAAUCAAAGUCAUACUGAUUCAUCAAAUAAUUAUAAUUUAACAAAUACAACUUCAGAUCUUAUAAAAUUUCAAUUACAAGAACAAUAUAGGAAUUCCAUCAAUAAAAAUAAUGAAAGUAAUUUAGAUAUUAAUGAACCAAAAUAUGAACAUACUAAAGAUUUAUUUCAAGAUUCUUUCCACAAUCAUUUACAAAGAAAAUUAGAUUCAAAUCAAAUUUUAUUGAAUGUACCAAGUCUAUCAUCAACUCCAACUUCAACUGAAGAUGAAGACGAAGAAGAAAAUGAAGAUGAAUAUAGUUUGGAUUCAUUUUUAUCCCAAACGAACCCCAAUAAUUACCUUAAUUUAAAAAUUCUUAUAGAAAACUCAAUAUUUGAAUCAACAAAUAUUAACAAAAAUUCCAUUUUAUCAAUCACUGAUAUCCAAUUUUUAAAACAUGAUAUAGAAGAAAAAGAAGAGAUUAUAAAUUAUUUAAAAUCUAAAAUAUCAUUAUCUCAACAAUUCAUAAAUGAAGUUGUAACGAAUAAUACAGAAGCAUCAACGUUAAAUAGAAUAAUUAAAACUAUGACUUCAUUACAAAAUCAACUUAUCAUUAAUACUCAAGAUUUGGAAAGCUCACGACAGAAAUUAAACAAUCAUAAUUUAUCAUGUUUAUUAUUAGGAUAUAUUGAAGAUAUUAAAAGAAGUCAAGAGGAAGACCAAUUUUCAAAGCCUUCAAGCUCUCAUACAAAUUCUCCCGGUAAAAUCUCAUCAUCAACGUUAUCAUCACCUAAAAAAUUACAUAAUUCUCAAAAAUUAAUUGAUUCAGUAUUUGCACAUAUAGCUAGUAUAGCAGCUCAAAGAGGAAUACUGCUUCCUUCUCCUUCAUCUGCAUUAUCUAAUGAAGACGAUGAAGAAAAUGAUUCAAGAUCAAUAUGGCUUCAACAAUGUAUUGACACUAUUUUAUUAAAUUCUCCAUCACCUUCUCCGGAUUCCAAUACUUAUAAUGAUACCUCAAUUUCCAAAUCAACCACUGAAGAUAAACCAAAAGAUUAUAAAACUGCAUUUAAUGAUUUAAGAUUUUCAUACGAAUAUUUAGCAAAAGAAUAUGAACUUUCCAAAUUAUCAACUUCAAAAUCAAUACAAGAAUACAAAAAAAAAUUAGAUAAAGUAGAAAGAUUAAAAAAUUUGGAAAAUUCAAGUACAUCAACAUUAACAUCACCAUCAAAAUUAUCAUUAGAGACAAAAGAUAAAGAAAUUUCAAAAUUACGUAAAGAGUUAUUAUCAUUAAAAAUUGAUAAAAUGGGCUCAUCAUCAUCAAAUUUAAUUACCUCUCCUAGCUUAGAACCAAAUUAUUCUACUACAUCAAUCACCAAUAGCUCAUUGUUUCUAUCAAAUGGUCAAUCAGUUUCUACAAGAGGAAGUUCAACUUCGAAUCCUGGUUCGACUAUUAGUGAUGAAGAUGAUAUAAAUUCCAUACAUUCAUUAAAUAAACCAAUAACAACGAAUAAUGGCAUAAGUAAUGGCAUGUUAAGAAAAGAAUUUAAAAAAAUUGUAAGUGAAAUGCAAGAUCAAUAUGAAAUUGAAUUAACUGAAGAAAAAAUUAGGCGACAAAAAUUAGAAGAAGAAUUGGAGGAGUUGAAACAAAAAAUGGAAACAGAUAAUAGCUGA